AUGGAUAACAGCAGAUCUGAUUUGGAUUCUUUCUGCUGCCUCCAGAAUGGAAGUAAUAAUUUGUCGUUUGCUCAGCAUCUAUCGUCUUUGCCCAAUACAGAAGCUAUAUCCUCGCUGCCAAUCACUCCUCCUGCUACUGACGCUGGCCCAGAGGAUGAAGAGGUCCUCUCCAUUGCCGUUAGAGUACUGUCCACUGAGGCCAUGGCUUUAUCGUCUCUCUCGCGGCUGUACGAAACUAACCAGGUAGCCCGGAAUGGGUUUGUGAGAGCCGUAGAGGCAAUCUCUGUAGCGGCUGUCGGGGGAGGAAAGACCGUCAUCAUCGGCGUGGGAAAGAGCGGCAAGAUCGGGGAGAAGAUGGUUGCAACAAUGAAUUCUCUGGGAUUACUAUCGGUUUUCAUGCACCCUAUUGAGGCUCUGCACGGUGACCUGGGAAUGAUUAAGCCGGUAAGCAAGCAUUUAUUAACCCCGAUUUCCCCCACUUGCACGGUAGGGAUGGUUGGUUGUCGCCAUUGAUUAGUUACUGUAUUUUUCAUUUUUUCCUUUUCUUUUCUUUUUCACCGCUUCCCUGCCCUUUCCUUGGGGCUUCCACAUGUUUUCCUUCUUUGGUUUUAUGGCUUUUCCUGUUGGGUUUGAAAUCAGACUAGUUUCCCCACUUUUUGCUUUGCUUGGUAACACCGCACUUUGCGCCCGAGCCGACCGGCGUUCCCACUCCGUCGGUCGCAGGGUAAGGCUAGCAAACAUUGCUGGUCCACCGGAUCUCACUGCAUAUUGUGGCGGGAAUCAGAGAGCUUUACUAAUUGUUGCUUUAUCUAUAGAAAGACGUCCUGCUUCUGAUCACCUUUUCCGGAAACACUCCCGAACUGAUAUCGCUACUGCCACACCUUCCAGGGCAUCUGCCACUGAUCGUGUUGACGUCGCAUACCUCGUACCACACCUCUCCAUUGACACGAGAGCACAAGAAAGCUAUCUUACUCCCCGCUCCCGUACACGAGGCGGAAGAGACUAGCUUUGGCAUCUCGGCACCCACUACCUCCACGACUGUCGCGCUGGCGGUUGGAGAUGCCCUAGCAGUGGUAUCAGCGAGGUAUGUGUACACCGGCGAGGGGGAGAAGCCCAAAGACGUGUUUAGGCGGAAUCACCCGGGUGGAGCCAUUGGAUUGGGAGCCGGAAAAGGUGUGGUGAGAAUGUCAGAUAUAGCAGUGAAUCUGGAAGAUAUCCCGGUAGUAGAUGGAAUUCUCGAAGAUGGGCGGCUAGACUCGCCGCCAAUCUCGUCCGCUAGUUCAGAGUCCGACAUGGAGAUUACCGAAUGGACUGGGACUGAUACCCCGCUUCCGGCGGCCCGUGCUGUGAGGGUUAUUGACUGCUUGCUCGCUGGUGUGGGGUCCAAGACCGGCUGGGUAAGGGUUUCGAAAGAUGAGGUGGUCCCGCCGAGGAGGUUGAAGUCUGUCCGGGGUAACGUCCAAAGGGGCGUGUAUGGAUUUGAGCCACCCCUUGUGGUUAAUAGGUCAGGAAUGAUAUGCGUGUCCGGUCAGGCAAACGCAGAAGAUGUGAAGAAGUGGGUGAUAACAUCGCGGGGGGAAGGGAAUGGAGAAUUUCCUGCGGGGACAGUACUGGGUGUUUGUGUGGGGGAUGCUGGUAAAGGAGAAGAAGUUACUGCUGUUAUUGAGGUUGAUGAGCUUAUGAGGGUUUGAAUGGAGCACGCUGCCUGCUUACUUGUCCUGCCUUCCUUUCUUUCGUUUUGCCUGUGCCGGGGCUAUCAUGAAUCAAGUUUGUUUGGCUAUCGUUACCACUCGCUUAGUGCAUUACAAUUACUAUUCUACUCCUUUUUCCUCUUUUCUUCUUUUUUCUUUUAUCUCUAUUAUUGUUGAAGCGGGUUCCCUUUUCCCUUCUGCAAUUCUUGGGGUACCUAUUUUGCGCGGGCGGCUCCUUUUCAUUGCUUUAGUUAGGUCUGGGGGGAGUUUUUUAUCUAUUUAUUUAGUUUUUUCCAGCGAGCUCGUUGCGGUCUAUACCGGGCGGGAUUUGGUGGGUAGUGGUAUGGAAAACUAGGCGAGGGGGUGAAAAGGGUGUGUGUGGAAGGAAGGGACACGACACAUAGCAUAACCUGGGGGCCGUAUUGGAAGUAUGACAAAUGGAAUAAUUUAUCUGUUCGGUUUGAUACUUAGUCCGUAGUACUA
Messenger RNA from Tuber aestivum (summer truffle), 2174 nucleotides. Lineage: Eukaryota; Fungi; Ascomycota; Pezizomycetes; Pezizales; Tuberaceae. The record is from the annotation of a GenBank genome assembly.